CUCCUCGCGGCUGCAUUGGGGGAAAGAAUAAACGAUCCUGGCGUCUACGGGAUAAGCAUCCAGGUUGAUUUGCUACGGUACAUACGUACUGUAACGACUCGGCGCGAACAAGGACUGCUGGAGGGGACGAAAAUGAUGCAUCAGCAAUCCAUGAUGGUUGGAGAUAUGGUCCAUUCUGAGAUACCCGUGCAUGGGGGGCAUGGGGGAGGGGAGGAGAUGAACAACUUGGGAUAUGAGAACAACGUCGGGGGGUCGUAUGCUUAUGACGAUCUGUUCCCGGCGUUGCCUCAUUCCCAGCCACCGGUACAACGCAACAUUCAGCAAGUUAGCAACAGGCUUCGUGUCGGCUCCUCUCUUCAUACCCAGGUUUUCCACGUGCCAUACGAAGAAAGAAAACAGGACAACGCGAACACUUUUGGCGAGGGUGAAUCGCUGCGGACAUGCCAAUCCAUCACCAAGGAAACCGGCGCCCAUAUCGAGAUCUCGACCAGCAAGGACGGAAGCCUUACGUUCCUCAUUACCGGGAAGCAUAGUGCUGUGCUUGAGGCUAGGCGCAAGAUUUUGACUCACUUCCAGCAACAGGCAAGCAAGCAAGUGUCGAUUCCCAAGGAACAUCACCGCUGGAUCCUCGGUAAGCAAGGGCAAAAGCUUAAGGAUUUGGAGAAAGUCACAGCGACCAAGAUCAGCGUGCCCGGAAUCAACGACACCAGCGAAAUCAUCACCAUUACGGGCACCAAGGAAGGCAUUGAGAAGGCCGAACAUGAAAUCAGGGUGUGCUCUGAGGAACAGUCGCGUAAGGCACUCGAGCGUAUUUCGGUUCCGAAGAUCUACCACCCGUUCAUCCAAGGGCCGUACGGUGAGCGCGCGGCUGCUCUCAGCGCGGAGACCGGCGCGCGCAUCCACAUCCCUCCUGCAUCCACUCAGAGUGACGUCAUCGUCAUCGCUGGGGAGAAGAACGGCGUGCUGGCUGCUAAAGCACAAAUUGAAGCAAUCUACGAGGAAAUGCAGAAGAAAUGCUCAACCGUGCGAGUAGAAGUGCCCAAGUCGCAACACAAGUACGUGAUUGGUGCUCGUGGUACUACCAUCCAGGAGAUCUUGAAGGAAACUGGUGUAUCUGUUGAGAUGCCGCCUCCGGAUUCUCCUACUGGCACCAUUACGCUGCAUGGUCCCCAUAACAAGAUUGGUUUGGCUCUGUCGAAGGUAUGUGAAAAGGCGAACUCGGUGAAGACUGCGACCGUAGACGCGCCCACGUGGAUACACAAGUACAUCAUCGGAAAGAACGGCUCUAAUAUCAAGAAAAUAACCCAGGACUUCUCAAAAGUGCACGUGGAUAUAACGCAUUCUGAGGACAAAGUGAAGAUCGAUGGCCCGCCCGAGGAGGUUGAACGCGCGCAAUUGGAACUCGACGAGUUCGUCAAGAACCUCCUCGCCACACUCACCUAUGUCGAAUUGUCCGUUGAUCCCAAGUUCUUCAAGCACAUUAUCGGCAAGAAUGGAACUAACAUUAACAGACUGAAGGAUGAGACUGGCGUAGUUAUUAACAUAAUAGAAAACGAAGGAAACAAUGUGAUUCGCAUCGAAGGCAGCCAUCAAGGUGUCGCCGAGGCCGAAAGGGAGUUAAGAGAAAUGGUUAUGAAAUUAGAAAAUGAGCGAACGAAAGAGAUAGUCGUAGACCACAGGUACAUAAAAUCCCUCAUCGGGGUCAGAGGGGACAAGAUUAAGGAGAUUCGUGAGAGAUUCGAUCGCGUACUCAUCACGCUGCCUGACCAGGGACAAAAAAGGAGCCCCAUCAAACUGAGAGGGCCUCAGGAAGAUAUCGAGAAAUGCGAGAAAUACCUUCAAAGGCUCCUCAAAGAAAUAGCUGAAUCAUCGUACGUGCAAGAGGUGCCUAUCUUUAAACAAUUCCACAAGUUUAUCAUUGGCAAGGGCGGUGCCAACCUUAGAAAGAUCCGGGACGAGACGCAGACCCAGAUCGAUCUUCCAGCCGAGGGCGACGACAGUGACGUCAUCACCGUCAGAGGCCGGCGGGAGAACGUAGAAGACGCCGUGAGAAGGAUACAACAGAUCCAUAAUGAAAAAGCCAAUGUGGUCACUGAAGAAGUAACAAUCGCACCUAAAUAUUACAACUCUUUGAUCGGCGCUGGCGGUAAGCUGAUCCACUCUAUAAUGGAGGAGUGCGGCGGUGUUUUGAUCAAGUUCCCGCCAGCUGACAGUGACAGCGAUAAGGUGGUGAUCAAAGGGCCGAUAGAAGAUGUUGAGAAGGCCAAGCAGCAGUUAUUGGCACAUGCGAAUGAGCGCGAGUUGACUUCCCACACGGCACAGGUGCGAGCCAGGUCUGAGCAUCAUAAGUUCCUUAUCGGCAAAAACGGUGCCAAUAUCAAGAAGAUCCGCGAGCAGACCGGCGCUCGCAUCAUCUUCCCAACAGAAAAGGAUGAGGACAAGGAGGCAAUCUACAUCAUUGGUCGCGAAGAACAGGUGGCGGCAGCGCGGCGUCAACUGGAAGUGGCCGUAGCCGAAAUCAGCAAUGUGGCCGAGGGCGACAUGGCUGUACCCCCCCGCCACCACCGCCACUUCGUAGCACGAAGAGGAGAAGUACUGCGCCGUAUAGCCGACGACUGCGGCGGCGUGCAGAUCUCCUUCCCUCGCCAGGGCGUCAACUCGGAUCGCGUUGUCCUAAAGGGGCCGAAAGACUGCAUCGAGGCCGCUAAACAGCGCAUCCUGGAGAUUAUUGAGGAUUUAGAGGCCAAGGUGACGAUUGAAUGCGUGAUUCCACAAAGACAUCACCGCACGGUGAUGGGAGCGCGCGGUGCCAAGGUGAAGGACAUCACGGCUGAAUUCGACGUGCAGAUUAAGUUCCCCGAGCGUGACACCAAUGAGGCGGCUGAUAUCCCCGUGAAGAACAAUGAGGAGAGCGUUGAGCCUGGUACCAAUGAUAUCAUUAAGAUCACUGGCAGGCCAGAAAACUGUGAAGCUGCGAAGAAAGCUCUCCUUGAACAGGUGCCAAUAACGAUCGACGUGGAAGUGCCGAACGAGCUGCACAAAUUACUUGCCGGCCAGAAGAGGCGCGAGCUCAUGCAGACUUACGACGUACACAUACUCCUGCCCCCUAAUGACGACACUAGCGACAUAGUCAAGGUGACCGGUACUCCAACCAAUGUCGAGAAAGCCAAACAAGCCCUCCUCGAAAAGAUCGUCGACAUGGAAAAGGAGAAAGAAGACAGAGCCCUCAGGUCAUUUGAGCUAAAAUUCAAAGUAGACCCUGAGUACCAUCCAUUGGUGAUCGGCAAAGGUGGAUCCGUGAUCACUAAGAUCCGGACAGACUACGGAGUUCAAAUUAACCUUCCAAAGCGCGGGGAACCCGAUGACGACAUCAUCACCAUCCAGGGUUACGAAGAUAAGGCGCAUCAGGCCAAGCAAGCGAUUAUGGCAAUUGUCGAUCAACUUAACAGUCAAUGCCGCGAAGAAGUAGACAUCGAUUCUCGCGUGCAUAGGCGGCUGAUCGGACUGCGCGGCAAGAAUAUUCGCAAAAUCAUGGACGAUUUCAAGGUCGACAUCCGCUUCCCCAAGAACCAGGAUGACAGCCUCGUGGUCAUCACUGGGGAUGAAGAUAAUGUACUAGACGCUAAGGAUCAUCUCCUCAAUUUAGCUGAGGAAUAUUUACAAGAUGUAGUAGACCGCUACCAAAGGCCAGCGGCGCCAUCUCUUGGCGAUUUCGGCGAGUUAAGUGGAGGGGACUCGUCCAACGCCAACGCGACGGGCGCGCCCGCUGCUGGUUUCGUGGUAAAGGGCGGGCCGUGGGAACAACGCGCCCCAGACACGGCCUCGACACACGAAUUCCCCACAAUGCCGGGAGCAAACCGCGCCCCUGCCCCCGCUGCGUCCGCCCCUUCUGUUUGGGGCCCUCGCCGCUAAACCCCCACGCACGUGAGACCGAAUAAUAUCUACGUAGAUCUACACUUUCCCUUUCCUAUACUAUCGGUACUCUCGCUGUAACACAUCUGUCGUGUGACGUAUUCUACGUUUUAUUUUUUUUUACUCAAAUUACUUAGAAUAUUAGCCAUAUGACAGCUAUGAAUUGUAAUUUACUGCGAGAGUAUUCAACAUAUAGAAGAAACGUGUCCCGCCAUGUCCGUAACGUCACGUUGCUUCUGUACUAUUCGCUUCCUUUUGAAAACUAUCGCCUAACUAAUCUUUAAAUUCGUAUAUUUAUUACCUAAGAAAAGUGCAGGUUUAAUUGAUUUUUUAAACGAUUUUGUAAAAACAUUGCAUGUUUAUUACCGACAAAUCCAAUACUUUAUAUGAAAUUGUAACAUACAAGUUCGGAAAUAGGCUUCAUAGAUGGCGACACUAUCGCAAUCACAUGUAGUUGGCAGAUCUCCCCGAGCGUUAUUAUUUUUUCAUCUCGGAAUUGUCGAUACUUUGUCUGCGUAAGUAUUAUUUAGUCUAGUGCUCCAGUCUUCCCUAUAGACGCCCUCUCGUGCCUCUUAGCAUCUAUGAUAUACGUGCCGAGGGCGUGUGAUUAUAUGCAUACAUACAUAUACAUAUUUUUAAGUCUGUUCGUAGUAUAGAACGGGGUACGCUGUAAUAAAAUAAUUAUGUUUUCUUGAUCCGCACGUCUUACUGUGCGAGGGGA
Molecule: messenger RNA, 4633 nt
Organism: Hyposmocoma kahamanoa
Lineage: Eukaryota; Metazoa; Arthropoda; Insecta; Lepidoptera; Cosmopterigidae
Gene: Dp1
Product: vigilin
Exons: 17
Coding region: 133-3912 (1259 amino acids)
Cellular component (GO): cytoplasm; nucleus
Molecular function (GO): mRNA binding
Source: RefSeq, a predicted model, not a curated record